This is a messenger RNA of Trichomonas vaginalis G3, 1290 nucleotides long. Its product is annotated as protein serine/threonine kinase protein. The transcript is spliced from 2 exons. Gene Ontology annotation, biological process: intracellular signal transduction; protein phosphorylation. NCBI's taxonomy places the organism in Eukaryota, Parabasalia, Trichomonadida, Trichomonadidae. The record is from RefSeq and is a predicted model, not a curated record. The coding region runs from base 1 to 1290 and encodes 429 amino acids. Gene Ontology annotation, molecular function: protein serine/threonine kinase activity; ATP binding. Gene Ontology annotation, cellular component: cytoplasm.
AUGAGUCUUUUGUUGGAUGAAAAUUCUCAGCCACAGAAUAUUGGUAAUUAUCAAUUUAUAGAACGAAUAGGGCGAGGAGGAAUGGCUUCGGUCUGGAAAGCUCAGCAUAUUCCUUCAAAAUUAUUUGUUGCAAUUAAAGCUAUUCCAAAAGAGCUGAUACAAAAUGACAAAAAACAAAUGCGGUUUAUAAGAGAAGUCGAAUUGAUGAAACAAAUGGAUCAUCCUUUCAUAGUUCAAUUAUAUCAAACCUUGGAAGAUGAAAAUUAUCAUUAUUUAGUUAUGGAAUAUCUUCCUAAUGGAAACCUUGACGAUUACAUACAAGAAAAAGGACCAAUACCAGAAGGUAUGAUGGGAAGGAUAUUCGCUCAAAUUUACUCGGUUUUAUACUACCUCCAUAAAGUUGUUAAGAUUUCUCAUCGAGAUUUGAAAGCCGAAAAUGUUCUACUAGAUCAAAAUUAUAAUAUCCGAAUAAUAGAUUUCGGAUUGAGCACUACUUUUGUUGAUGAAAAUACAGAAUUUUUUACUAGAUGCGGAUCUCAAUAUUAUAUGGCUCCUGAAAUAUUCAAAAAUGAACCUUACAAGCUCGGCUCCGAUAUUUGGUCGCUAGGUGUAUUACUUUACUUGAUGGCCGUGGGUAAACUCCCAUUUAAGGAUACCGACUCCCAAGGUACCAUGAACAAAAUUCUCUUCUCAAAUCCUAUUUACCCUCCAACGAUGACUCAAUCAUUACAAGAUUUAUUGAACCGUAUGAUGACAAAGAACCCAAACGAACGCAUUUCCUGCGAUGAUAUUUCAACACAUCCAUGGUUUUCACCUCGAGAAUACACAUAUACGAUGAUAAUUACUGAACAAUGGAAAGAUUUCGAUAUUAACCUUUCUGUUAUACCUAAAAUGGAACAGAUGGGAAUUUCAAUAGAUAACAUUCGCCAAAAUAUUACUUUAAAGGUAUUCAAUGAGAGUACAGCUAUUUAUCGUAUUUUAUGUCGAAAUGAUUAUAUCGAAAAGCUCCAAAGAAUACCUCGCUCACAGACAUUCAAACCAAUACACGGGCGUGCAAGAUCUGAUACUUGCAAUAGGCUAAAACAAAUACAAGGCUCAGCCUCAACGAACGGAAUCAAUAAAUUAAAGGAUUCAACUCCGCCACCAGAUGAGAUACCUAGAUCAAUAGGUUUUCAAAAAUUGCCAAUAUCUACACCUCCUGCCGAAGAGAAGAAGAAAUAUACGUUCAGGCCACGUAGUAGAUCGAGAUCAACCAAGACGGCUUUGAUGCUUACGGAGGCUUUUGACUGA